GCGGGUUACUUUACAAAUCUGCAAACUCGAAUAUGACACUGGUAUAGGAAACGUUAAACAUGUACUUCUGACCAGAUUCAUGUCAGAUAUUCCUAGUACCUCAGAUGACUAUUCGAUCAGAAAAUUGUCUGUAAUAACUCUGUAAUGUGUGCCUAAAUACAUUCGUAACAAAGAAAUCGUGCUUGGGCAUGUUUAGGAUAUGGAUAUAUUUAUAACAAUUACGAGCAGGGAAAACGUAUAUAAAGCGGAAUUCGUUCAGUGAGUUAAUAACAGAGUUAUUACGCCUGAUUGCAGAGACCAGGACUGGCUAUUAUCAUUAAUGACACCCAUUUUAUGAAAAGGUCAAAAUUAUAAAAGUGCAUAUUCAAUACAUAUGGGAAAAAAUAGUUUGUAUAGUAAAAGCUGGGGAACAUAGUGAUUUCGUAAUACAUAUAUUUACCAAUACAUAUAACGCCUCGCUCUAAGGUUGAACAUUUAUUUUUUUCUCGGGUUUAAGUUAGAGUGGUAAUUUUGAAAUAGAAAUAUGUAUGAAUCAUCUUUUCACUAGACACAAUAAAACAAGUUAAGUGGACAUUUGAGAAUAAUUGAACGAAGAUAAAUUUGUAACAGUGAUGACUGAGAAGGAAUCGGGUGUAGGAAAUGGAAAUUUAUUGGAGAUGAAAAGAUCGAACGUGUGUGUUGUAGAGCCGGAUCAUUUGUGUUCGCAUUUGGAAGUCCGACGCCGACGGAGUGUAACGCUGCGUCAAGGGGGCCCGGAUGACUAUGAGGACAACAUGACCUGGCGGGAACUGGGGUAUGAGUUCACACAGUACACGACUUUGCAUGGACUGCGGUACAUAGCCGAGCGAAAUACGUUCAUUGCACGGAGAAUAUUCUGGUUACUUUUGACGGUCACGUGCUCAAGUCUCAUGGUAGUACAGGUCGUGGACCGUGUCCAGUAUCUGUUACAGUCACCAAUUGCCGUCAAUAUUAAAGUAAAUUAUAAUCAGAGUCUACAGUUUCCCGCCAUUACCAUCUGUAACCAAAACGCCUUCAGGGCAACCGAAGCCAGUGACCUUGACCUUUACAGACUGAUAGAGGACCUGUAUCGUACCGGAAGAGCUACGUCUCGGAACAUAUCCUGGCUAGACAACCUACAUAAAGAUAUUCGAGUGGACCAGCUGUAUACAAAACUUGGUCAUCGAAAGGAGGACUUUAUAGUCAGCUGCUCGUGGGCUGGGGAACGUUGUUCUGCUGAUAAUUUCACAACAACGUUGACGGAUCACGGCAUGUGUUACACGUUUAACGGCCAUAACGAACGUAUGCCUCAGCUGAAUGUGUCAUUCUCAGGAGCUGAGCAUGGUCUUCGGCUUACGUUGAACGCUGAACGAUAUGACGCCAUGCCUGGUCCCCAUGAUGCAAACGGGAUCAAGCUUUUGGCUACGUCAGUGUCUGAAUUUCCACGGGUGGAGGAAAUAGGAAUAGCCAUCCCGACAGGAGCGCAUGCUUUCGUCGGACUUGGAGUUUUAGUGAUUAAAAACUUGCCUAAACCUCACGGAGAUUGUGGAGACAAAACGCUGAUUUCAACGAAAAGAUACUCUCCGGAAAUGUGCAUCCUUGAGUGUGUUACGGCCUACGUUAGUAAAGAAUGCAAGUGUCGAAACUUUUAUAUGCCGAAUUUAUCUGGUAACCUGCCCGUUUGUACUUUGGAACAAUAUUUCGUCUGCUAUCUACGCGCAUACGAAUAUAUCCGGAAAAAAACUGUAGAUGAAUGCGACUGUCCGACUUCUUGUAACUAUCAGAUAUAUGAAAGUUCAAUAUCGUACGCAACAACUUCCGCAAACGUGAAGGGAAACCAGCUUGGACUCGCUAAAUCAGAGGAUUUGAAAAAUAAAUUCUACCGAGCAAGGGAAGUGACGGCGAAAAUGAACCCAUUCAUUCAAAAGCGUUUUAAAGAUACAGUUCAGAAAAUGAUAGAAAAUUACAACAAGCUGAGACAGUUGUUUGCCUUUGAUAUUCUAGAGCGUCUAGAUAAACAGAUCAGGAACCUUGAACAAUGGCGGGCGGAUAUGACGUCAAAAAUCGUCUUACGGCAGUUUAUUUACGAGUACCAAGAAUAUUCCAUCCAAAAGAAUUUCAUGAGAGCACGAGAUGCCAUGGAAGAAAGAACGCUGAACAACCUAUGUUUCGGAUUUCACGAGCACGUGUUUAACACAGAACUUCUGCUGCGGCAGAUGAUUGACACCAUGAAAAACAAUGAAACCACGGUCUCUAAAACGAUCAAAACUUAUUUGUCAAACACUUUACAAAGCAAGAUAGAAACUGCUGAAAGAGCAUUUCAAAAUUACACACAAAUAUAUACAGCGUAUGAAACAGGACAACGAAUUUUUAACUACAAGUUUAGAAAAAUUCCGCGCGAUGAAAACGAGGCCAUCAUUCCAAAACCACUUCUAAGAGAGUCCCUAUAUCAUAAUUACUACGCCAAGCGAUAUUCGAAACGCGUCGGUAAAGAUAUUAAAAAGGUAUUAAGAUAUACACGCAAUUUCGGAACAUUUGCAGACGAGUCUUUUGCUAACACUUCCGGUAUGCUUGAUGUACAAGCAAUGGAAAAAAUAAGUGCACGUUUUAUUGACGCCUGCGAGGACUACUUUCAUAGUAAAAGUACGUUUUACUUUGAGACUGUUGACAGACCUUUGCGAAUUAUUCAAGAACGACAACAGAACUUUUCAAAUGUCAGACGAGACUUUGACAAAAGCUUCAAAGAGCAAGCGGAUUUGUUACGAACGCUCAAAAAUUCACUUUCUAUAAUUAGAAGUGGGUUUCUAAGUGAUUUAGCGAACGGGAUUCAAUUAGUGCAAGAUUAUUUCGACGAAAAUUCGACCAAAAAUGUCACAAAAAGGCAAUUGGCGCAGAUUUUUACGUCUAAAGGGGUUAGUAACGAUAUGCAUAUGUUUUCUCUAUUUUUCACUGAAAUUCGCCAGAAGGGACAAUACAUUUACCAGCAAUGGACGCCAAUCGGCUCUUCAGUCCUCAAAGUGUGGAGCUCCAUUCUAAAUGACAAAGAUAGCGUGGAAUACUACACGUACAAAAACAUGACAGAUUUUCUACAGAACUAUACGGAUGUUGCCGAAAAUGUCAGUUCGUUUUCCGAAAUGCUGAAAUCUGAGAACGAUCUCAGGAAUGUACUUAGAAAUACAGAUAAUGUUUUCAUUAAAGCAAUUGAAACUCUCACAGAGGAACUUCGUCAGUUCUUGCAGGGAAACGAAAUGGGAGAGGCGUUUAUCCAAGACAAUUUUAUACAGCUCGAUAUUUACUACAAAGAACUACGUCACGAAGAAAUCGAGCAACAGAGAGCGUAUGAUGCUAUAGCCCUACUCUGUGAUAUAGGAGGCUCUAUAGGAUUGUUUAUAGGUGCUAGCGUGAUGACGGUGUUUGAAAUACUCGACUUCAUCAUCAAUAACGCCCUGGUCAACACCAUUUACAAAAAUAAACGAAAAUAGAAGCAAGAAAUUGUCCCGGUACAAAGAUAAAUAAGCGAGAAUACAAUUAUUUUAAGGGUGAAUAUUAUUUUUGAACAAAUCACUGAUACUUACAAAGUUCAUUAACACAAACAAACGUACAACAAAUAAACACUAUGGCGUGUAUGUAAACAAAAUUAUGAAAUGUACUUACUAGUGAAAAAUAUAAAACAUUACAAAUAUGGUUUUGAGAAAAGAAAUUGCAUGUAUAUAAUGUCAAAAUGGUUGAAAGAAGAAAUAGAUAUUGAACAACGAAAGCAAGGAGCAAGCCCGUUUGGGCGUGGUUACAGGAAAUGGGGUUAAAAUAGAAAAAAGUUUAGUUGAAUGCCUUUGAUGCCAUUAUAGAUUUUUUUUAAAUCAUACACAAUAACAUAGGACUAUAUCUUCAGCUAGAAGUAUCGAAGAAAACAUUCCACUUGAAUGUUAUUUUUACUCAUCGAAUAAACAUGUGUGUGUCAUUUUUUUCCUUUUUUUAAUUUCAUAAAAAUAUUGUGCUAAGUAAAACGCGCUUGAUUGCAUGUGUGUAAUGUAUUUAUCCUAUUAAAAGCACCACCUCAUUAUUCAUUUGAUAUCCGGUGAACGUACAUUUGUAAUUGAAUAUAUACAUGUAUACAAACAUAUAGUUUAUGUAUUGUAUAGCAAUAUACUCGCAUAUUA
Ruditapes philippinarum (Manila clam) is the source of this 4154-nucleotide messenger RNA. RefSeq lists its product as uncharacterized. Gene Ontology annotation, biological process: sodium ion transmembrane transport. Lineage: Eukaryota; Metazoa; Mollusca; Bivalvia; Venerida; Veneridae. Gene Ontology annotation, molecular function: ligand-gated sodium channel activity. The record is from RefSeq and is a predicted model, not a curated record. Gene Ontology annotation, cellular component: membrane. The transcript has 11 exons. Bases 612 to 3479 code for a protein of 955 amino acids.